Acanthaster planci (crown-of-thorns starfish) is the source of this 1372-nucleotide messenger RNA. RefSeq names its product development-specific protein LVN1.2-like. NCBI's taxonomy places the organism in Eukaryota, Metazoa, Echinodermata, Asteroidea, Valvatida, Acanthasteridae. Gene Ontology annotation, cellular component: lysosome; extracellular region. Gene Ontology annotation, molecular function: calcium ion binding. Gene Ontology annotation, biological process: cell-matrix adhesion. The record is from RefSeq and is a predicted model, not a curated record.
UGGAGCAGUGUGCCAUUGAAAAAGUCCAGAAACGUCUCAACAGAGUACCUCUUCAGAACUUCGUCAUAAGCUCCGUGAAAGUUAACGUACUCCACUGUAAGACGACCUUCCUCCAAAGUCGUCAUGAAAUCGGCUGUAGACAGUGUAUAAAACAGCCACUAAAAUUGAAACUUUCACCGCGGUGGCAACAUGCUCACGGGGAGGUGGUACGGGUGGUUGGUUGCAGACUUCUAAAAAGACAACAGUCACAGAAAACCCGCACUUCCAAAAAUACAAGUGUCUCCUGUUUUGACGACAGAAGCGAAAGUUGGUCCGUUGCACUUGGACUGAAGACUGCACGGCACACACAUCACAACCCCUACCAAGGACCUCCGAUAGCCGCCAUGUACGCUGCGGUGAUCCUGUGUAUUCUCGUCGUGGCUGCCUCGGCAAGCCCGGAAAAGUUCAUCUUUGGAAACAAGUUGGACCAGCCGGCGCCUGAAAAAUGCUGUGCUGAACCCUACUACACCUUCCAAGCAGAUAGUGUUUUUAAUACUCUGCAAGAAGGCUCACUUCUCACCGAGCUAAUACGGGCACGUGGGGCAUACGAUUCCAUUGACAAGAAGUUUGGUUUGAAAGUUGACUUGCACAUUUCUAAUGGUACCGUUGAACUCUACCAGCUCAUCAACGACUUCAAGGAGGGACUAGGCUACUACAUCUAUACUGAGGAAGAAGAAACCAAAUGCGUCGAGUUUCCCAUUACAAGUGGCUUCCCGUACAACUGUAUACCAGAGGGGAGCACGUAUGUGGGCUCAGUUACCAUUGGCGACAGGGCCUUACGUGCGGCUAACUGGUACUUCAAUGACAAGACCGACCCUACCAAAGACAUGCACAUUGUUUUCAGCAUCAAGGAAGAAGAGUGCAUCGAUCUGGGUUACCUCGCCCGAACAUUUGACCCAGAAACAGGAACUGAGAUAAGCGUUGACAGAACUGGCAUCAGUGACUACAAUCUGGGAAUCUGUGAUCCUGACACGUAUUUUAAGCCUCCAGAGGAAUGCAAGUCCGCCAAGGUGAAGAGGGUGAAUUCCGUUCCCAAGAGAAUUGGUGGACUCCGUGGCCCGCGUGGGCAGCGUUUGUUUCAGUAAACCAUGAGAUCUUUCUCGGGCUUGAAGAGAGAAUUAAAUAAGAACAAAAUGUUUACUACAAUGGACAUGAAAUAGCUCUGAUUAAACAUUUAGAUGACUCUACUGGUUAUGGGAAACUAUCUAUAAAGUUAAUUUUUUUUCUUUUACGCUAGAUGUCAGCUUUGAUUACAUAUCUGGGUCAUUCCAUGAGGUUGGGCACAAUUUGUGACGGUGUCCUUGUUACAUGGGUAAUUUUUACCACCUGUCAU